Messenger RNA from Topomyia yanbarensis, 926 nucleotides. Its product is annotated as superoxide dismutase [Cu-Zn]. Gene Ontology annotation, biological process: removal of superoxide radicals. Gene Ontology annotation, molecular function: copper ion binding; superoxide dismutase activity. Bases 151 to 813 code for a protein of 220 amino acids. The record is from RefSeq and is a predicted model, not a curated record. NCBI's taxonomy places the organism in Eukaryota, Metazoa, Arthropoda, Insecta, Diptera, Culicidae. The transcript is spliced from 3 exons.
AUGAUACCUUCGCACACUGAUCGACCCAGACUUUUCCCACCCACAAGCUUAUUAAUACGACCCCCGUGGCCGGGCACCGACUUAGUUCUAUGCGAAUCAUUUAUCGAAUAACGUCGCGCGGUUUGCGUUCCGAAAGCCCCACAAUCAAUCAUGACAAACGUGAAUCGACGGUUUUUCAAACACUCGUUACUCCUAUUGACCCUUUCAGUGCUCGUCGAGCAGCAUUUAGCAGCGAAAUUUUCCCGUGCCCUGAACGACGAUGUGGAAUUCAUCACACCCAGCGGAAUCGGACCUCCGGCGUUUGGGCCCCUUGGACCAGGUGGAUUUAGGGGAAUUGAGAUUUUACCCAGACCAGAACCAUCCUGGAAAGCGGGUGUCACUCUCGUUGCAGAUAACCCGGAACAGCAGAUAAUGGGUACAAUCACCUUCAAGCAGUGGGCACCGGGUCACAUCGAAACCAACAUCAAUGCAACCGGACUACCAGUUGGGAAACAUGCGGUACACGUUCACGCCUUUGGUGACAUGAAGGAAGGCUGUAAAUCUACCGGACCACAUUUUAGGAGCAGUAUUAUCGGUAACGUGGAGGUGAAAGAAGAUGGGAACGCAAUGAUCGACUUCCACAGCCCAUACGUAAAUCUGUUUGGUUUCGCCGGAAUCGUCGGACGGUCAAUUGUGAUUCAUGAGAAGGCUUCCGAGAUCUAUCGGUUCCCGGAUCUGUCGAUCAACAAUCCGGUGUCAUUCCAGGGUGAGGAGGAUACGGUCGGGGCACGAAUUGCCUGUGGAAUUAUUACGAUUUUGGAUAACGUGUCGUGAGCUGAAUGAGGAGAGAACAGAACAGCCUUGCAGUGUUUCCAUACAUUAAUCCAAUCUUAAACGUCGAAACGGGGUGUUGAUAAUGUAUUACAUGUGCCUAUUUGUGAUAUAAA